Messenger RNA from Triticum aestivum (bread wheat), 594 nucleotides. RefSeq names its product pathogenesis-related protein 1. Lineage: Eukaryota; Viridiplantae; Streptophyta; Magnoliopsida; Poales; Poaceae. The record is from RefSeq and is a predicted model, not a curated record. Gene Ontology annotation, cellular component: extracellular region.
UCAGAGAAGCAAUCGAUCUUGUGCAGGCAGUAUAAAUACACAACGUACGCAUGGUGGCAGUCUAUCUCAUCGUUACAGAUACAUCUUCCUUGAUUAGUUUUGUAAGGCUUAAUCAGCGAUGGAGUACUCGCCGAAGCUAGCAGUAGUGGUGCUCUUAGCUCUCGCGUCCGCCAUGGCGGUCACGGGCCAGAACUCGGAGCAGGACUUCGUGGACGCCCACAACGCGGCGCGCGCCGACGUGGGCCUUGGGGAGGUGACAUGGGACGCUACGGUGGCAGCCUUUGCGCAGGACUACGCGGAUCAGCGCCGCGGCGACUGCCAGCUGAUCCAUACUCCUGAUGGCCGGCCGUACGGGGAGAACCUCUACGGAGGCGGCGGCGGCGGGACCGAGUGGACGGCGACGGACGCCGUGAAUUCGUGGGUGUCGGAGAAGCAGUACUACGACCACGACAGCAACACCUGCUCGGCGCCGGAGGGUGAGUCGUGCGGGCACUACACGCAGGUGGUGUGGCGCGACUCGACGGCCAUCGGUUGCGCCCGCGUCGUCUGCGACAGCGGCGACGGUGUGUUCAUCAUCUGCAGCUACAACCCGCC